Messenger RNA from Centropristis striata (black sea bass), 2881 nucleotides. RefSeq lists its product as uncharacterized. Gene Ontology annotation, molecular function: RNA binding; protein binding. The record is from RefSeq and is a predicted model, not a curated record. NCBI's taxonomy places the organism in Eukaryota, Metazoa, Chordata, Actinopteri, Perciformes, Serranidae. The transcript has 18 exons. Bases 141 to 2108 code for a protein of 655 amino acids.
CUCGAUGAGAGCGCGCAAACAACAUGCACGCACCAAAAGUUAGAGGCUGCCAAAAUUACCAUUAAAUUAAUGCAUCUUUUGUGUACUUAGCUUGGGAUUUAUGAGUGUAUGAGGCUGCGGGAGGACCAGCGUUACUAAACAUGCCUAUUUAUGGAGACGACACGGAGUAUCCGGAGAUCCCAAUGUAUCAACGGGUUAUGGGUAUGGGUAUGUUUGAGGCUCGUCCUGGUUUCCAAAGAGUCGUAAGAAUUGGCCUUGUUGCGAAUAUUGGAUACAACGAUGAUGAUGAGGAGGAUACAGAAAGGCAUAAUUAUGGCACUGACAACUGGGCACAUGGUCAUAACAAUUUCCAUGGAUACUCGAGGGUCUCUGACAAUAGUAGUGGUAGAGGAUUAAGUGGAAACCGUACAAGGCCAUCUACCAAUAUUUAUAAGCUUCCACUGCACUACUACGCUUCAUCUUGUGAAAUUCCUUGCCCGCCCUCUGAAAAAGUUCAGGCAAAGGAGAGCGACUCUGAAAGAAGAGAAAGAUUAUUAGAAGAAGAGAAAAGGGUCAAGGAAAAGGCUGAGAAGAAGCGAAUUAAGAAACAGAACCGAAAGGAGAGAAAGCGGCUUGAGAAGUUGGAGAGGGAAAAACAGAACCCCGUAAAACACAUAGAGGGAAAAGACAAUGCACAAGCAGAAUCUAAAAACAACUUUUCCGCUGAUAAACAGUCGGCCUCAGCAAAGGAUACAGACAGCAGUGACAGCAGUGAAGACGAAGUCAGUGAUGAAGAUAGCGACACCAAGAAUGACUCGGACAACUCUGAGGAACUGGACAUGACGAGUACUUUUGUGAGUAAAGCCGCUCUUAUUGCCAGGCGCAAAUUGGAUCAGAAGCCCAGGCCUGAGAAGAAGGACAAGAAGAAGAUCUCGGUCAAAGAAGAACCUAAAACCGUCCCUGACAAACCAAUUGAAGACCCGGAGGUUGAGAAGAAGGAUUCUGCCGCUCCAAGGAGCCCCACUUUUGAAGAUAAUGUAAAAAUAAGCACUGAACUUGCAGUUAUUGGAAAUAGGUUUGCAAGUGCUGGAGACUUUAAUAUGGCUGUGAAGUAUUUCACUGAUGCAAUUAGGUACAACCCUACAGAGUUUAAGUUAUUUGGCAAUCGUUCCUUCUGUUUCGAAAAGAUGCUCCAAUAUGACAAGGCACUGACUGACGCGGAGUUGUCUCUCAGCAUGUGUCCAGGCUGGGUUAAAGGCCUGUUUAGGAGGGGCAGAGCUUUGGCAGGUCUAAAGAGGUAUGUGGAGGCUGCCCAGGCCUUCAGGGAGGUCCUCAAACUGGACAGUUCAUGUGCAGAAGCUGCCCAGGAACUGAUGAGGGUGCAGAUAACACAACUAAUGGAGUGUGGUUUCACUCGGGAGCAGAGCUCAAACGCUUUAAUUAUUCACGGGACAGUAAAAAAGGCAUUAGAGGUGCUGUCCAAAUUAAACAAUCAACCAGGAGCUAUUCAAAACGGCACUCUCCAACCAGCUCAAGUAGCAAAUGUCACCGGAGUGUCACCAGUCCUUUCAGCCAACACAAUCCCUCCUCAUCCUCACUCCCAUGAUGCACCAAAAACAGCAUUUAUCAACAAACCUUUGGGCCCAGUCCAAAAUAUGUCCAAUGUCCAGAGUCAACCAAAGCCCCUUCCUAACCCGGCCAUGAAGAGCAGCUAUAAAGACGCUCCUACACCACAGGAGCUGUUUCCAGUUUGGGUAGGAAACUUGGUCGGCCAACUGAAUGAGUCCUUAAUAACCAACAUGUUUAACAAGGUUGGGGAUGUCUAUAGUGUGAAACUUCUGAUUGCAAAACGAUGUGCCUUCGUAAACUUUACAAAACAAGAGGAUUGUGAUGAAGCAAUCCGACGCUUGCAUGGCUUUGAGCUUAACGGCAUGAAGAUUGCUGUGAGGUACCCAGACAGGAUUCCUUCGGGCAUGGGCAUCUCCAGAGCGGCCCUCAGAGCUGAUGGCCUGCAAGAUGAGAAUAUGUUGCAAAAUGAGUAUGUUGACGGGAGGAAUGCAGUUGGAGGUCGGAGACCUUUUCGCCCUUACAGACACAUGGCAGACACCAGAGGCAACCACAAGUACUGAAACAGGAUGCUUUGACUGUCCUUCACAAUAAAAGCAGAAUCACUUAUACUGUCCAGUACAGACUGUUCACUAGUAUCUAUAAAGGUUUCAUGGCUUUACUUCCUUUUAAAGUAUUACCAGUAUUUGUUUUUAAUGUGCCAUUGGAACCAGUGCUAAUUUUGUAGAUAUUUUUAGAAUGAAUGUAGGUACAAGUCACUGAAAAUGAUUCCUACUGAUUUAAACAAAUAAUAAUCUUCGAUAUUUUGUAUGCAGCUGGUUUUAACUGAUAUUUUAAAUGUCGGCAAAUUUGCUUCAAAUUUACGAGCAAAAUGAUGGUAAGGUGUUUAAACUAUAUUGAACACACUGAAGGAGUGCCAAAUACUUACGUUCAAUUAUUAAAUUAUGGUAUUACAUUCCCAUCAGCUCUAUAAACCGUUAGUUUAGUCAUUUUAUUUUAUUUUACAGUUGACACAUGCAGGAAUCAUUGUUGGUGUACUAAAUAAUAUACUUUACAAUAUGAUAAUUUGUGUCCUGUAUCUAAAUGACCUGUAUUCAGAAUUAUCUUCAUUAUUUACUACACUUUUAAUGCAAGUUUUACCUUUUAUCCUGUAUUGCUAUAAACAACUCAUGUAAUCCUCUCCAAGUAUACAACAUAAUUGUUAUUGUGGUGUUUAUUGCUUAUAUUAAUCCAUAAGAAGUUACAAUUCGUCAUUACAGGGGUCGGAUAUCUUGUUAUUCAGGUGCCUUCAUAAAUUAGUUUGUUCUUCAUUCAAGAAUAAAGAUUUUUUCAUAUA